AUGGAAGAUCUCAAAGACAUUGGAAGAAAUGUUGAUUGUUCUUCAUUCAAACCCAUCCCCAAAGGUAUGGUAUCAAAUGAACCAUUUGAUCUGAAGAAAAGUCAAACUGUUUCAAUAGAAUGGGAUGUGAACCAACACUUGUCUAGAAAAGAUCCAAUUGAACAAUUUGUUAUGAUUAAUGCAAAGUUUGAUGAUGUAGAAUUUACUCUUCCAAAGUAUCCAGGUCAAACUUUUAAUGUCAAACCAAUUGCAGUGUACAAUCCAUACAUUGAAACUGUUACUGUGGAAACUGAAACCCCACACCUUGUAUCCUAUUUAAAAGGAUAUGACUGGGUAACCAAGACACUAGACGUAUUUAUUGAAAAGUGCGAUGCAAAGAACAAGAUUACUAACCGUUUUGAUGGUUCAAAGUCAAUCCCAGUAGAAGAAACUGUCCACAAAACUAUUAGAAUAGGUCUUGUUCCAACAAUGAUAUUCCAAACAGUGAUUGCUUAUGGAACUAGAGAUGAUAUAUUCUCAGUCCUAUCUAAACACGUCACCACAGAUGUUGUUUCCCAACGUGAUUGUCGGGAUUAUUUAGAAGGUGAAGGAGCUUCUCGUUGGCAAGAAAAUUAA
Molecule: messenger RNA, 615 nt
Organism: Cavenderia fasciculata
Lineage: Eukaryota; Evosea; Eumycetozoa; Acytosteliales; Cavenderiaceae
Exons: 4
Coding region: 1-615 (204 amino acids)
Biological process (GO): regulation of aggregate size involved in sorocarp development
Source: RefSeq, a predicted model, not a curated record